Molecule: messenger RNA, 2093 nt
Organism: Megalops cyprinoides (Indo-Pacific tarpon)
Lineage: Eukaryota; Metazoa; Chordata; Actinopteri; Elopiformes; Megalopidae
Gene: scel
Product: sciellin
Exons: 20
Coding region: 109-1590 (493 amino acids)
Biological process (GO): epidermis development
Cellular component (GO): cytoplasm
Source: RefSeq, a predicted model, not a curated record
CGUGGGCAUGAGGGUACCGUGACAUCCACGGCAAUCUGCUCAUUGCAGCUUGAGCUAUCGCGCAGACGCAGUGUAUUUCUACGAUCAGACCCACAACAAGUUUCUAACAUGUCCUAUUCAUAUACUAAGAGGUCAUAUGUUCCCAAAACUGAAGUGAAAAGUGGCAGUCCCAGCCAAGCCAUUGAGGAGAACAAGAGGAGGUCCACUCUGCUGAAGGACAGCAGCUGGAUCCGGAGGGACGCGGAGGAGGACGAGCCAGUCGACCGGGACCCAAACUUUGGCAGAGUCGUCUUGAACCGAUUCAAAUCCCAGGAAAAUCUUGACAGCAAGCCAUCAGAAAAGGACACCUCUAGCACUGGCAGCUCAAACACCUCAGUGCAGGCUCUCACUAAAAGAUUCAGUGGAAGUCAAGAUCAACUUUCCAAGACCAGCUCAGCUCCUCCUCCUUAUGAAAGGGCAACAGCCUACAGCAAAAGAACGACUACAUCAAUCAAAACGGAUGACCCAAAGAUCUCCAGCGUGUCCAAGACAACAGUGACAGAUGGAACUAAAACAACCAUCACCUCGGAAACCACUGUGGAUGGCAAGACCACAGAGACCAGCGUCACCACAACUUCAAGCCCAACCAGAACUCCUGUUACAAAACGCCCCACCAAGACUGAGACUUUUACUGAACGGGUCUUCUCAGAUGUGAAGUCAACCCCUAAAGUGAAGCCGACCACAUUGCCUCCAAAACCUUUGAAAACAAAUGGAGAGACCACUCCUGAGGUGACAAGCAGCAAAGGAACUACAAGUGUCUCCAGCACUAAAACAAUCACAACUGAGGAGACCAAAGUGACCCCCACCAAGGAGGCUGCAAAAGACAGUGAUACCAGCAAGACUGUUACCACAGUGACCUCCCCAAGUUCUACCAUCACUACUACCACCAGAACCAGCUUUACAACCUACAGUAACAGCAAAGAUGCACCACCUGCAAAAGUCACCUCUGAGUCCAUUAGCAUUGAGCCAAGUUAUAACUACAAAGAGGAAUCACGCACACACAGCAGCUAUUCCAGCAAGCCCAGUGACUCCAGUUAUGAAAUCACCAGUGUGUCCAGUCCAACAGUCUACACAAAGACAUCGUAUAAGGAGAUCAGGCCUGAGGAUGCCCUUGCUGAUACACUCAUUUCCAAACCAAUCAAGACUGUGUACUCAACCCCUGACAGGAGCAUCAUUGGGAAGGACAUGUGCACCUACUGCCGUAAACCCAUGAACAUUGAGCCCAAGAUGAUCCUGGAUGAGCUGCAGAUACACUGCCAUGCCUCCUGCUUCAAGUGUGAAGUAUGCAACAGCUCCCUGGGUCACCUGAAGGCUGGAGACAGCAUGUGGAUCUACCGUCGCACUGUACACUGCGAGAACUGCUUUGGCAUCACCAGAGGUAACCUCAUACCCCCCACCAGUACCCUUCUCUCACAUGCCUGCUGUUCACAGGGGAGUACCUGCAAAAUGGCUGCCCCAUUGACUUCACAGCUUAGAUUGACCUUUGAGCAUGAUUAUGAUUUGGUAAAAUGGUACAAAUACAGGCAGACACAGGGGAGCUCAGAGGUUUGAACAGAACAGUCAAUUAAGUGUUAUUAUAACCAUAAGGUUGCAGUUUUGAAUCUUUGAUGACAUAUUGCUGUUGUCUCAGUUGGAUCAGUGAACAGUUAGCUAUGUAAAUGGAUAUCAUGUAAAAUGUAAGCUGUGCAGAUGUCCCCAGAUAAGGGCAUCUGCAAUUCAUGUAAUGUAAUUUAUAAUGUGAAGUCAGGGCCAGGAUAGGGAAGAACUUCUCAAAACAAUUUCCACACAAUGCCUUGCCAAUCUGUGUAAACUCGUUAAAACUCUUUAAACAAAAUAUGCUUUUACAUUUUUAUCAGAUUUGCAUCGACUGACUAGGUGUACUGGGUCUCUUCAUAAGUCUAACAUCUCCACAAAGAUAGAAACUCACUUCAUUAAGCCACAAAUUGAUCAAACAUAUAACAUCUUCAAGAUAAAAUUGUGGAAUCUAUGAGUGUGGAUGAAGUCGGUAGCAAGAGAACUGUGUCCAAAACUGCACAAAGCUGUAUUUGUUGGUA